Messenger RNA from Bombyx mori (domestic silkworm), 4912 nucleotides. It is a transcript of the gene Sap47, whose product is annotated as synapse-associated protein of 47 kDa. The transcript is spliced from 10 exons. The record is from RefSeq and is a predicted model, not a curated record. Bases 933 to 2156 code for a protein of 407 amino acids. Gene Ontology annotation, biological process: TORC2 signaling; regulation of short-term neuronal synaptic plasticity. Gene Ontology annotation, cellular component: nucleus; Golgi apparatus; synapse. Lineage: Eukaryota; Metazoa; Arthropoda; Insecta; Lepidoptera; Bombycidae.
UUAGCUCACCCAUCCGCCCUGAUAAAAUUAGAAAGGCCUCCAGGCCACCAGUAAUCUCUCAAACAUAAAAAAGACGCAAAAUUAAUAACAAAGUCUAUCAAUGUAUGAUUAAAAUAAUUAUAUUUAGAGCCAAUCCUCAUGCCCGGCACUUAUGUAAAUAUUAUUGAUAAAUACUAUUAGCUUGUAGAAUAAUUCAUGACUUAAAAACUAGUUUCAUGAUUAUAAUAAGAAAAAUUGUUCACUUCCGCUCUGUAAAAAAUUGCAGGGUGACCGCACAUUAUACUGGAGUUACAAACGAUUAUAAUUUGAAGGCAGAACCAGGACGAUGUAGUAGGUAUUACAAGGAACUGUAACUACAGUGUUUGGAUUUUUCGGUGAAAGCAAAAAUUAUGAAGUUAAAUUCUAUAUAAGUUGAAAGCUAAAAACAAGGAUAUUCCUUACACGCUUCAUGCAGUGUCUUUAGGAAGCUGUGUAUUCUUUAUGAUCCUGAGCGAUCAAUUACAGGAUUCAAGGGGAAGUAGGCGAAGUAGCGCUUGAUCGAUAUGAAGUUUUAUAGUCUUUGUCAUUUUGACUGUUUUUAACUAGUCUUGUCAUUUUGACACUUGUUAUUUUGAAAGAAUUAAUUUACAAUCACUCUGAAAUUUUGUCAUUUGUAUUUAAACCUUAUGUUGAAGGAAUAAAGUGUUUUUCAAAAUAUAUUUUUUAGUUGGUGUAGGAAAUUGUAAACAGCGCAGAAUCGUGAAAUUUUCACCCAUGCGCAUUGGAAACAUCCGAUUUUCCAGGUCGAUUGCGGUUUUCCGUUUAGUUUUUCAGCUGAUCACGCAUUCUACGGGCGCACUGCAGACCAUCCGUGGGUCAUGUGCGAAACUGUAACAGCGUAGUUAAUUCGCUGUAUUCGCGUUGUGUAGUUUGAUUAGCUAGUGCCAGUGAAGAUGUUCUCAGGUCUCACAAACCAGGUCAGCUCAUGGAUGGGAGCCGCUAAGGGCGAGCCGCAAGAUGAAGAAGUACCCACCCCUACCAAAGACGCAACAGCAGAGGCCGCAGCCGACGUCGAAAGACAAAGUCCAACUAAAGGUGGCAGCAAGCUGGACAUCAUCACCAACGUGAAGUCACAGAUGACCGGUUGGCUUGGUUCUGGCAUCCCUAUACCCGGGUUGAGAAAAAAUGAACCCGCUGCUGCUGAAUCUGCGGAGCCAGCUCCCGAACCAGAGCCUGAAUUGAAGACAGACAUCAAGGACGACGAUGAUAACUCCAGUGCCACUGGCGGCGCGGACAGCCGACCAGCUUCCACCGGGGGCACCCCCACUGAAGAGCAGCCGGCAGGUGUUGGCAACGGUCAACAGAGUAAAAAACAGUUAUUCACAGUAGACGCUCUAGAAGUGCCCGAUAUGCAGGAGUUGACAACAAAAGCGGUCGCCGGCGCAAAGUCCCUGGGCAACUUCCUGUACUCCGCCGUGAACAAAGCCGGGGCCAAGGUCAGCGAGGCCAGCGCCAAGAUCAAGAAGACGGUGGAAGAGAACAGCAUCUUGGGUGAAUUCAAUCGCGAGCAGGACGCCUUCAUCAAAGGACAAGAGAAAGCCGGUGCUGGGUCGGCUAUUGCUCCCUGGAUCGGCGCUCCUAACGAAGCUGCUCUGAAGGAAGAAUGCCUCUCCCUUUCCACUGAUCGAAGGAACUUUGUCCGCGCUCCGCCGGCGGGCGUGGAGUUCGACUUCGAUUACGACAAGAUGUACCCGGUGGCGGUCGCAAUUAUGACCGAGGACCCGAACCUUGAGAAGAUGCGCUUUGAUCUUGUGCCAAAAGUUAUCACUGAAGAGAACUUUUGGAGGAACUACUUCUACCGCCUGUCGCUGAUCUGCCAGGCCAACGAGGCCGACGCCCUCGCGGCGCGCCAUUCCUCCGCCGACGACUCCCAGGACUCGGAUAAAUCCGCGAGUGAGAGUCUAAUAGCUAUCGAGAGCGAAAACCAGUCUAUAGACGAGGUCAAGAAACGUAUAAAAUCGUUGAAAAUCGACAGAGAAAACGAUGAUGAACAAUGGGAGAAAGAAUUAGAAGCCGAAUUGAAAGAGUACGAAGUGGUCGAAGAGAAGACUGGAGAGGAUAAACAGUGGGAGAAGGAGUGCGAAGAUCUACUUGGUGAUGACGUCGAUCUCAAGUAGGACGCACAGGAUCUAAUCGUUAAAUCCAAAUUCCAUUUUAAUUUCAUUAAUCACCUAUGUUCUGCAUUGUUAAUUUUGUAUUCCAUUCGUUUAAAGCCAAAUGUACAGCAUCAUUGAGAUCAACCAAUCUCCAAACAUGGCCUCUAAUUCCAAAUGAGCCGUAAACAAUGCGAUUAAAAAGAUGCAACACUUGAUCGUUUUGUUUCCAGCCAUUUUCCAACCAUAUUCACAAUAUUGACGGAUAUUUCGCUAUAGUUAUUGUUCUAAAUAAUUGUCGUCUCUAGACCACCACUUUUGCGCAUUAUCAACAUAAGCGUCUUUUUUUGCUUUUUCUUAUUUCGGUUGUAAGAUAACAGUCAAGCCACUGACCCCACAGAUCGAUUAGUUAUUGAGUAAGUUACAUUGCGUGCAGUUUGGGUCAUUAUUGCAACCUGCAAUGGCUGCGUUCUCCCAGUGCUUUCCCAAAGAUAAUAUCUGUUACGUACUAAGAAACUUUGUAACGAACUUACCUCCAUGUUGUUUCCUGUGACAUGUCCUUCUUCUAACGAGGUUUGAGAUGAGUCUUCGGUAUAGGCGGGGGCUUGGCUGUGUUCGGAGCAUAAUAUCCAUCCACAAACUACCAGCUAGACUGGUUUCUGUCUGCCUAUGAUGCCCAUAAAAAAACCUAUCGCAAUAAUUACCAAGUUACCUUAUUAAACCCUAAUACUAUUAUUGGCUAUGUACGUAAAAGUGCAUAUUGGAAAUUUUAUUAAUCUUUAUUUAACUGCAUCUUACAGGAUAUUAUGUAUUUAUGUGUUAUUUUGUAAAUAUAGUGAAUAUUUAGCGCAAUACAUGCACAAAAUGAUCCAAUAUUAUCAGUGUGCGAAAAAAAACAGUAUAUUUUUCACUACAUUCUUAACUCAAUUGUAUAUCUAAAGACUAAGGCAUCUAGUUUAGAGAAUAAAUGUUAAAUUAUUUUUUAGUUGUGUGCUUAUACCGUACAAGGGCCUUGAACCUAUAAAUUGGUCAUCAUGGUCAAGUGAGCGAAAUGUCUAUAGUAAUUCAUUUAUUGUGUAGCUUAAUGACACACUGAAUGUAAAAACAAAUGUUUAUCUGUUUGUUUGUUGCUGAUUUAUGAGUUCGAAGAUAGUUUGUCCGAUUGAAUUUAGAUAUUGAUCAGUUGUUGGCACAUCUGAUGAAGGAUAUGUUGAUACUACAAUCAACGUAUUUGACGCGCGAGUAGUUCUUACAGACAGCGUUAGUGUUAGUAACAGUGUUAGUAACAGCGCGGCGAGGUCUGGUUUCAUUAUUGUGUGAGAGAAAAAGGUUUUCAGUGUCUGUCAAUCUGAUUUUUAUGCCUCGACUGGCGAGCAUACGGCUCACGUAAUGAAAAGUUUUUUUUAUUUUUUUAUUGCCCUUGUAGGCAGACGCGCAUACGGCCCACCUGAUGGUGAGUGGUUACCGUCGCCCAUGGGCUUCAGCAAUGCCAGAGGCAGAGCCAAGCCGCUGCCUACAAAUCACUAUGAUCACUGUUGAAAACCACCUUGAAUGCUUUGCUUGAUGAAAUAUAUAUCAACACUUCGGACAUAAUUCAGCAGAGAGUGAAUUCAAAUUAUACACAUAAUGAUCGGUCACUGUCCUUUAGGCUGUGAACAUUGUUUUUUUUUUGUAAUGAGUGUCUGUUAGCGACAUUACAAUGGAUGAAUGUAAAAAUAAGUGAUAUUUUUUAAAUUAUGCUUCAACAUUUAGCACUUAACGGUGGUUUUCCAAUGACAGCACAAGAGCGCAUUAUGCGGCAUAAUGCUCAACGUUGAAUGUUCCAACUACAGCAACUCGAAGCACAAUCGAGCACUCUCAAAAGUACUGCUCUCGCGUGAUACUCGCAAUCGAUACCGACUCAGUGACACAAAAUUGACAAGUGUUUUUUCUUUAAGUUGGCAUUGAUCGAAAUUUUGUUUAUACUAGAGGUCCCACAGUAGUCGAAAUUCGACUAUAAUUAAUUGGAAUUGUAAGUUUGUACACUAUUAUGAUUUUAUUUUCAAAUACUAUUAUACUUCUAUAAUCACAAAUUUCGCCAAGACUACACUAUAAAAAUAUUAACAAAGACAAACAAUAUUUAAUCUAUUCUCAAUUUGACAACAGACGUCAAGAACAAAAGUUUGACAAUAAAUAGUAUGCAUGCGUGUGUGCGUCAAAUACAUGGUAUGUAGUAUGUGUAAUGUUUUCUUUAUUGAUUUAAUGUAUCUUUUACGCAUUAUUUAAAAAAAAAAUUGGCAUUGUGCAAUUCUUCUCUAUAUUCUCUAUAAGUGUGGAAAUUUUCAUUCUCCUCCGUCCGCGCAAUUUUCGUAAAAAGGGAUACAAAGUUUUUGCUUCACGUAUUAAUAUAUAGAUUAUCGUUAGUAAUAUUAUUUAAUGUUUAAAUAAAUUGUAAGACUUUCGUUUCAUCGCAGUUUCUUAGAAAUAAUCAAUGUUAAUUAAAACCGUGCUAACUUAGCGCACUCUGCUGAUGCAUUUGAAAACUAAUUCACGUUCCAAUGAAGCUUCAGCAUAAUUCGGCAUUGUGCGUCACUGAGUCGCAUUAUGCUCUGUAAUUGGAAAACUACCAACGAGUAUAUAGGUUUUAUUUUAUCUUCGCUGAGGAACGUGUUUGGACCGUAUUAUGCGAUUUAGUUAAAUGGUUACUUAGAAUAUUUAGUUUAGCAUUGUAUGCAAAUUUUAUAUUUUAAAAAUAAUGUGUGUAUGUGAACAUUCCUAUUCAAUAAAUGUUUGUUCGUAUG